GUUAGCGAAUCCUCUCAGAUUUUUUCAGUGUCGCAAUCCGAGAGAAAGAACGUACGUUUUCAACGGUAUAUGGAAGAUGCGCAUUCUGUAAUACCUUGCUUGAAUGAUGAUCCUGGUGUUUUCUAUGCCUCCGUUUUUGAUGGUCAUGGAGGGCGCGAAACUGCAGACUUUGUAAACGCUCAUUUGCCAAAGAACCUAAUUAAUGCCCUAUCUUCUGGAGAAAUGGAGACAAUAGAACAGUGUCUUGAGUAUGCGUACUAUUUUACCGACAUCGAAUCAAAGAAUGAAGACAUGAAAAAUAGCGGUUCUGCAGGUGUUACUAUUUUAUUGCUGAACGAGGAGGACCAGCGUGUUUUGUAUAGUGCAAACGCAGGUGAUUCCCGCUCUGUUCUUUUUGCAGAUGGAAAGACGAUUCGAUUGUCUUAUGAUCAUAAGGCCUCCGACCCUGCUGAAGAAAAACGGAUUACAGACUUGGGAGGUGUCAUCAUGAAUAAGCGAGUUUUCGGUAUUCUCGCAGUUUCACGCAGUUUUGGCGAUCAUUCAUACAAGCGUUAUGUAACAGCUCGCCCCUAUAUCACUAGGACGGAGUUGUCAGAGGACGCAGAGUUUGUAGUGGUCGCAUGUGAUGGUGUUUUUGACGUGCUUUCGGACGAAGACGUGACUCGCUUGGUAAAGACCGAGGCGAAAGAAGGACGUCUAGCUAGUUGUGCAGAGAAGAUUAUUCAGGAGGCCGUGGAUCAUGGAUCGACGGACAACAUUACUGCGAUCGUGGUGGGUUUAAAGCCGGUGGAGCAGUGGUCGUAGCGCCAAGUGUUACAAGCUACAGGCUGCAAGCUGCAAGUUAGGAGCUAUCAGCUACGAUCGAGUGAAUGCCUCUUUGAAUAAAUGAAGGAGUAGUGGUGUGCGUU
Blastocystis hominis is the source of this 908-nucleotide messenger RNA. RefSeq lists its product as hypothetical. Gene Ontology annotation, molecular function: protein serine/threonine phosphatase activity; cation binding. Bases 70 to 804 code for a protein of 244 amino acids. Lineage: Eukaryota; Bigyra; Opalinata; Blastocystidae. Gene Ontology annotation, biological process: protein dephosphorylation. The record is from RefSeq and is a predicted model, not a curated record. The transcript is spliced from 3 exons.